UAGACCGGAGCCUGUAGCCGGGCGCCAUCUUUGACGCUGGCAGUCUUAGAUUUUGCUGCUGUGAGGACGGUGGACGGCAACAGCUAAGAGAGAAGAAAGACGUGGCAGCAGGCGGGAGUCAGAGAUAGUGUCUUCGGUUCGGUAAAGUUUCUGUUCUCUGAUUUGGGGAUAUUCCCUGCCCAAAAAAUUCCUGGAAAAUUGACUAGUAUUAAGUGCGUAAUAGAUUGGAACUCAGUGAAGACACAGACAUUCCUGUUGAGAACAACCAGCUAAUGAUUACAUUUUAAAGACGAUUUCUGUGCUUGAGUUGUCAUUUGGAAGAUUGGAAGAUUGAGCCCAUUUUAAGAGGACUUGGAGCUGGUCCUCACCUCAAGGAAGGAGUGGCUUAUUUCUGAGAGCCACCUGUGAUCCACGAACUCACUCAGCAUGUCUAAUCAAGGAGAAGACUGCUAUUUUUUUUUCUAUUCUACAUGUACCAAAGGUGACAGCUGCCCAUUCCGUCACUGUGAAGCUGCACUAGGAAAUGAAACUGUUUGCACAUUAUGGCAAGAAGGACGCUGUUUUCGACAGGUGUGCAGGUUUCGGCACAUGGAGAUUGAUAAAAAACGCAGUGAGAUUCCGUGUUACUGGGAAAAUCAGCCAAUGGGAUGUCAAAAACUAAACUGUGCUUUCCAUCACAACAGAGGACGCUAUGUUGAUGGCCUAUUCCUACCUCCAAGCAAAACUGUAUUGCCCACUGUGCUUGAGUCACAAGAAGAAGAAGUAAAGGCCAGCCAGCUCACGGCUCAACAGAACAAAUUGUCUGUCCAGUCUAACCCUUCCCCUCAGCUGCGGAGUGUUAUGAAAGUAGAAAGUUCUGAAAAUGUUCCUAGCCCGACACAUCCACCAGUUGUAAUCAAUGCUGCAGAUGAUGAUGAAGAUGAUGACGACCAAUUUUCUGAGGAGGGUGAUGAAAGCAAAACACCUACUCUACAAGCAACUCCUGAAGUCCACAAUGGAUUACGAGUGGCUCCUGCACGAAAACCCGGAGUCAAUUUAAAGCAAGGUGAAAGUUUAAAUUUUGGAAUAAAAACUCUCGAGGAAAUUAAGUCAAAGAAAAUGAAGGAAAAAUUCAAGAAGCAGGGUGAAGUUUCUUCAAAUGUUUCCAGUCUGCUACUCCAACCUCAGCCUGUUCCAGGUCCUGAAAAAGAGAAUGUUCGGACUGUGGUGAGGACAGUAACCCUGUCAAACAAACAAGGAGAAGAACCCUUGGUUAGAUUGAGUCUUACUGAGAGACUGGGGAAACGAAAACUUUCAGAAGGUGGUGACAAUGAUCCCCCAUUAAAGCGGAGCCUGGCGCAGAGGCUGGGGAAGAAAGUUGAAGCUCCAGAAAUGAAUAUUGACAAAAUACCAAAGAAAGUUCAAGUUUCUAAAUCUCUGAAGGAGCGAUUAGGCCUGUCAUCUGGGCCAAACAGUGAGGAGACAACAGAGAGAAUUAAUAAAACUGGUGAGAUCCACGUGAAAACAUUAGAAGAAAUUCUUCUUGAAAGAGCUAGUCAGAAACGUGGAGAAUUGGAAACUAAACUCAAGACAGAGGGACCGUCAAAAGCUGAUGAGUCUACAUCAGGAACAAGAAGCUCCUCCACUGUCCGCAUUAAAACAUUCUCUGAGGUCCUGGCUGAAAAAAAACAUCGGCAGCAGGAGACAGAGAGACAAAAAAGCAAAAAAGAUGCAACUUGCAUGAAGCUAAAGACUGAUGGUGAAAUUAAAAAAACAGUGAUUUUGCCUCCCAUCACUAUCAGCAAAGGACAAUCAGAGGAGCCUUCAGCUAGAACAAAAUCUAUGCAGGAGGUGCACAUCAAGACACUGGAGGAAAUUAAGCUGGAAAAGGCUCUGAGGGUACAGCAGAGCUCUGAGAGCAGCACAGGCUCCCAGCCCCAUUCCGAGGCCACCCUGGGGAUGAGGCGGCUGCUCCGAAUCACCAAAAGAACAGGUAUGAAAGAAGAGAAAAAGCUUCAGGAAGAAAAUGAAGUGGCUUCUCAGAAUAGUGCUACAAGGACAGAGGCCAGUGAGAAGGCUUCAGAUGAGACUGUAGGAGUUGAUACCACAACAGCUUCAGUCAAGAGAUGUGAGACCAUGAGAGAGAAUCAUAUGCAGAAACAGGAGAGGGGAGCCUUCCAGAAGGAAAAAUCGGUCUUGACACCCCUUCAGAGAGAUGCGGCCUCUUGCAAUUCCCAUGUGGAGAAACCUGCGCUCACUGCCUUGGCAGGUAUCACGCAACACCUUACCAAGAGGCUUCCAACAAAGUCCUGCCAGAAGUUAGAGGUAGAAACCUCAGGGAUUGGGGACUCAAUAGUAAAUGUGAAAUGUGCAGCACCGUGUUUGGAAAAAAGGGGUAAAGCUAAACCCAAAUUAAAUGUGAAGCCAUCUGUGGUUAAAGUUGCUUCAUCUCCCAAACUGGCCCAGAAGCGCAAGGCCUCGGAGAUGCACCCUGCUGUUGCAGCUGUGAAGCCACUCAGCUCCAGCAGCGCCCUCCAGGAAAUCCCAGCCAAGAGAGCAGCUAUGGCCGUUGUCCCGCUGCCCUCUGAGGACGAAUCAGUCACUGUGUCUGAGACAGAAACACCUCGAGAAAGUUUUGUGCUGCCUCCAACCCAGUCCUCUUCAGACCCCACACCCCCAGAAGGAUCGGGCCCUUCCUCCCAAACAGCCACGAAAACUCGCCGGCUCAGCUCGGCCUCCACAGGAAAGCCCCCUCUCUCUGUAGAGGAUGACUUUGAGAAGCUCAUAUGGGAGAUUUCAGGAGGCAAAUUAGAAGCUGAGAUUGACCUGGAUCCUGGGAAAGAUGAAGACGACCUUCUGCUUGAACUCUCAGAAAUGAUUGAUAGCUGAAGGUGCCAGUGAGAGAAGAACACUUAAAAAAAAACACCAAAAAGACUUUGUUUCAUUUAUUCUAACAAUGUACCUGAGAUGAUUAUUUCUUUAUUCUUGGAUUUGCCCCAAAUCAGAAGUAUACCUCUGAAUUACUGUAUGUGUCCUGGAUUACUUCGGGUUAGAUUUUUCAAGACCCUUGCUAAACAUUUUGUCCAUUUAAUGCCAUUGUUAAGCAUCUUUGAGAAAAGUUCUGUAAUAACCUUCUCUCCACAAAAAAAAAAAAAA
Messenger RNA from Fukomys damarensis (Damara mole-rat), 3135 nucleotides. RefSeq names its product zinc finger CCCH-type containing 11A (gene Zc3h11a). Bases 427 to 2868 code for a protein of 813 amino acids. The transcript has 19 exons. The record is from RefSeq and is a predicted model, not a curated record. Gene Ontology annotation, molecular function: metal ion binding. NCBI's taxonomy places the organism in Eukaryota, Metazoa, Chordata, Mammalia, Rodentia, Bathyergidae.